Messenger RNA from Nelumbo nucifera (sacred lotus), 2636 nucleotides. Its product is annotated as polyadenylate-binding protein-interacting protein 7-like. The record is from RefSeq and is a predicted model, not a curated record. Lineage: Eukaryota; Viridiplantae; Streptophyta; Magnoliopsida; Proteales; Nelumbonaceae.
UUUGAGGGUCAAGAGGGACAGAGACGGAAAGAGAAGAAGAAGAAGAAGAAGAGAGAGAGAGGAGAGAGAGAGAGGGAGGAGUCAUCUAAUCGAGUGGCGAAGGGUGGUUUCAUAUGGAGCUUCUUUUUGUGGUGGUGGUGGUAGUCGGGAAGAGGGUUUCGAAAGGAAGACCAAAAUAAACCAGAGAGAAGCUUGAAAUAACAGACCAAGUUCGGAAGACGAGAUACGAAGUAGCCCUUCUCCUCUCUUUCUCUCUCUCUCACCCUUUAUCUGCGAACAUUUAUUUCUCUCUCUUUAUUUCCCUGCUCAUCCUCUCUCUCCCCUCUCUCCCCCUUGCCUUUUUCGAUGAAUAGAUUUGAUUCGAUUUCCCCUCUCCUCGACACUCGUAAAGGGUUUGGGUGAUACUCGCUCAAAAUUUCAUUUUCCUUUUUCUAGUCUUUUACAUGUACUGUGUCAUUUUAUUUGUUUCAAGUAAUGAUGAGCUUGUCCAGAAAGGGUAUCUCAAACAACGACCCAAAGCUGAAUUCUCCAAGUAAGAAGACAACUUUGAAUCCAAAUGCAGCAGAGUUCAUUCCUUGCGCCCUUAGAACCUCAUCUGGAACCACCAGCAUUUCAGGUGUCACAUCGGGGCUAGUUGGUUCUGGAACAUCUGGAAAAGCAGCACUAGAUCGGUCAGAAUCUAAUGUAUCAAAUAAUUCUGAUGACGAGGCCCACCGGUAUUGGCGCCACCAGCUCCCUGAUGAUAUCACUCCUGACUUUAAGUUCAUGGGCGCAGAUGAUUUACAAGGACCCCGGAGCCUCUCGCUUGCAGGUUUGUCCUUAGAUGAUGCUGGGGAUGCUUCAAGGUUUUCUGCAUCUAUGGGCAAUGGACGGAUAUUGAGCAAGCAACAAGAAUUAUCUUCUCAUGGCAUUGAUGGUGAUGUCAUGAUUGAGAAGAUGAGAUUUUCAGUUCCAUCUUAUAGAGAAAAUCGGUCUUCAGCUGCUUUCAUGAAUCUACCAACUGAUAUUUGGCACAAGCAGUUUAUGAAUGGUGAUCAGCAUGUCAGCAGUGAAGGGGAGGGUUUUCCCUACAAUGGAAAUUCUGGCCCUGGAUUUGUAAAUGAUAUGUUAGGUGAGCAAUUGGUUUUGGAUGAUACCAACAUAAACCCUGUGGAGUAUUUGGCUUCCCAGUUCCCUGGUUUUGCUGCUGAAAGCCUUGCAGAAGUCUAUUGUGCAAAUGGAUAUGAUUUGAAUCUGACCAUUGAGAUGCUCACUCAACUUGAGUUUCAAGUAGACAAUGACUUGAAUCAGAAUCUUAGUUCCAAGACCCUCUUAUCUCAAAACUUGAGUGUGCUGGACUUCCCUGUGCUUUCGGCAACAGAUGGUCAAAAUGGACCAUUGAAGUAUUCUGGAGGAGACAUUCAACAAACUUCCAAUCCACUACAAUCAUCUGGUGAGGAUGGUAUCCUUUUCUUCAAGUCCAACUAUUCUUCUCCAUCUAGGGGUGCUAUAGAUUUCGCCUCAGCCAUCAGAAAACUGGCAUCUCAGGAGUUUGGUCAAUGGAAGUAUGAGGGAAAUGGUUCUACAGAUGCUAGUGCUGGCUCCAGUAAAAGUUCUAUCUUAUCAAGCUCCUACAGUGGAGGGCAUGGGAGAUCCAUUUAUGGUGCUAAGAUGCAAAAUCAUGGUACAGUUCAGACAUCUCCCAUUUGGCUUGAGACUGGAGAGGCAGUGGAAAAUAUGUAUUCGGAGCUGAGGGGGGAAGCCCGUGAUCAUGCACGCCUUCAAAAUGCAUGCUUUGAACAGGCACGGCAAGCACAUCUCAUAGGCAACAAGGCUCUAGUGAAAGGACAGCUGCAUAAUAACAUGCAUAUGAAAGCUGCUCAUGGGAAAGCUCAGGAAUCAUCAAUUUAUCAUCAGAGGAACCCAAUUGCUCCGGAGCUGCAGGGCUAUGGAAGGGGACAAGAGCAAUUGAUAGACCUUCAUGGACUUAAUGUCAAUGAAGCUAUUCGUAUGCUGAAGCAUGAGCUAAACAUCUUAAGGACCUUAGCCAAAUCUUCCCAGCAGCGCCUGCAGGUAUAUAUUAGUGUUGGUACAGGCCACCACACCAAGGGUUCCCGAACUCCAGCUAAGCUGCCAGUUGCUGUGGAGCAGUAUCUGCUUGAAGAGGAGCGCCUCGAUUGUACUCAGCCACAGCCAGGGCUGCUGCGGGUUGUGAUAUAUUGAUUCAGAUACGUGACACACUUUUUAAGGUAUAGGAGUUUUUGACAUAGUCAGGAUCCAACAAACCAUCAUUACCAAUUGUAUGUGUAUACUUGAGGAACUAGAAGAGAGAUAGGGAUAUCAAGGCCUGAAAAGAGAAAAAAAAAGGGAUAAAGGAAGAAAAGGAAAAAAAAGAGUACAUGUAUCAUUAGGGUUUAACAGGUAACAAGGUGUCACAUUUUGCAAGUUUUAAAAGGGGGCUUCACCAGAUUUCGUCACUGUUAUUUUUUCACGUGUUCUUGUAUCGUAAUUUUAUUUUUGAUUAAAUUCCUUUUUACCCCUCAUCUGUAACAGAAAGUGAUGUACAUUUCAUCUAGUCUGGGAAUCUGUGUAACAAUAGAAAUCUUGAUCCCAAAUUCGUAGAUACAUAAUGGAAAUUUUGGUCCUCUUAAUUUUCA